Molecule: messenger RNA, 3865 nt
Organism: Protobothrops mucrosquamatus (brown spotted pit viper)
Lineage: Eukaryota; Metazoa; Chordata; Lepidosauria; Squamata; Viperidae
Gene: POLR3B
Product: RNA polymerase III subunit B
Exons: 28
Coding region: 31-3423 (1130 amino acids)
Biological process (GO): DNA-templated transcription
Cellular component (GO): RNA polymerase III complex
Molecular function (GO): DNA-directed RNA polymerase activity; ribonucleoside binding; DNA binding
Source: RefSeq, a predicted model, not a curated record
GCUGGGUCUGCAGGGCGAGCGUUCUGCAGCAUGGAUGCGGCGGAGUUGGGAGCUUUUACUCCCGAGCAAGCGGCGGCUCCUGUAAAUACGGUGGAGGAAAAAUGGAGACUACUUCCAGCUUUUUUGAAGGUAAAAGGACUUGUAAAGCAACAUAUAGAUUCAUUCAAUUAUUUCAUCAAUGUAGAGAUAAAGAAAAUAAUGAAAGCCAAUGAAAAAAUUACAAGUGAUGCUGAUCCAAUGUGGUAUUUAAAAUAUCUCAAUAUUUAUGUGGGCACUCCAGAUGUUGAAGAAAGCUUCAAUGUAACAAGACCUGUUUCUCCUCAUGAGUGUCGCUUGAGAGAUAUGACUUAUUCUGCCCCAAUUACAGUGGACAUUGAAUAUACUCGAGGCAGCCAAAGAAUUAUUCGUAAUGCAUUACCCGUUGGCAGGAUGCCGAUAAUGUUACGUAGUUCCAAUUGUGUUCUCACUGGGAAAACUCCAGCAGAAUUUGCGAAGCUUAACGAGUGUCCUUUAGAUCCAGGCGGCUACUUCAUUGUCAAAGGAGUGGAAAAGGUCAUUCUUAUCCAAGAGCAGUUAUCGAAAAACCGAAUAAUAGUGGAAGCUGACAGAAAAGGAACAGUUGGGGCAUCAGUUACCAGUUCUACGCAUGAGAAGAAGAGCAGAACAAAUAUAACUGUGAAGCAAGGAAGGUUUUAUCUGAAGCAUAACACCCUUUCAGAAGAUAUUCCUAUAGCAAUAAUCUUUAAGGCCAUGGGGGUUGAGAGUGACCAAGAGAUUGUGCAGAUGAUUGGAACAGAAGAGCACGUGAUGGCUGCGUUUGGCCCCAGCUUGGAGGAAUGCCAAAAAGCUCAGAUUUUCACACAGAUGCAGGCAUUGAAAUAUUUGGGAAAUAAAGUCCGAAGGCAGCGAAUGUGGGGCGGUCCCAAGAAAACCAAGAUGGAGGAAGCAAGAGAGUUGUUGGCAACAACUAUUCUUGCCCAUGUGCCGGUAAAAGAAUUCAACUUCCGCUCCAAGUGCAUCUAUACAGCUGUGAUGGUCCGCAGGGUGAUUCUAGCUCAAGGAGAUAACAAAGUGGAUGACAGAGAUUAUUAUGGAAACAAGAGGCUGGAACUAGCAGGACAGCUUCUGUCCCUUCUAUUUGAAGACUUGUUUAAAAAAUUCAACUCUGAAUUGAAGAAAAUUGCUGACCAAGUAAUUCCCAAGCAAAGAGCUGCCCAGUUUGAUGUAGUUAAGCACAUGCGGCAAGAUCAGAUAACCAAUGGUAUGGUGAAUGCCAUCUCUACAGGAAAUUGGUCACUGAAGAGAUUCAAGAUGGAUCGACAGGGUGUGACUCAAGUAUUGUCACGGUUGUCCUAUAUAUCUGCUUUGGGGAUGAUGACAAGGAUUUCUUCUCAGUUUGAAAAGACCAGGAAAGUGAGUGGGCCCCGAUCUCUGCAGCCAUCUCAGUGGGGAAUGCUGUGCCCAUCAGAUACUCCUGAAGGAGAGGCCUGUGGCUUGGUUAAAAACCUAGCACUGAUGACUCAUAUUACUACUGACAUGGAAGAUGGCCCUAUUAUUAAGUUAGCUAGUAACCUUGGAGUAGAAGAUGUAAACCUUCUGUGUGGAGAGGAACUUUCAUAUCCAAACGUGUUUCUUGUUUUCCUUAAUGGUAACAUCCUUGGUGUCAUUCGAGAUCAUCAGAAACUGGUCUACACAUUCCGGCUGAUGCGUAGAGCAGGCUAUAUAAAUGAAUUUGUUUCAAUCUCCACAAAUCUUGCAGACAGAUGUGUCUAUAUUUCUAGUGAUGGUGGAAGGCUAUGUAGACCCUAUAUUAUUGUGAAGAAACAAAAACCUGCUGUAACAGAAAAACAUAUGGAAGAACUUGCGCAAGGUUAUAGGAAUUUUGAAGACUUUUUACAUGAAAGCCUUGUUGAAUAUUUGGAUGUGAAUGAGGAAAAUGAUUGCAACAUUGCACUCUAUGAACAUACAAUCAAUAAAGAAACAACACACUUGGAGAUUGAACCUUUUACUCUUCUUGGAGUCUGUGCUGGUCUUAUUCCAUAUCCCCACCAUAACCAGUCUCCAAGAAACACUUACCAGUGCGCUAUGGGAAAGCAAGCUAUGGGUACCAUUGGCUACAAUCAGAGGAACAGGAUUGAUACCCUUAUGUAUCUAUUAGCAUAUCCACAAAGACCAAUGGUUAAGACAAAAACAAUAGAACUGAUCGAGUUUGAAAAACUGCCGGCUGGACAGAAUGCCACUGUUGCUGUGAUGAGUUACAGUGGUUAUGACAUUGAGGAUGCUCUGGUUUUAAACAAGGCUUCUUUAGACAGAGGCUUUGGAAGGUGCCUUGUGUACAAAAAUGCUAAGUGUACUCUGAAGCGUUACACAAACCAAACAUUUGACAAAGUAAUGGGGCCCAUGCUGGAUGCAGGAACACGCAAACCAAUUUGGCGGCAUGAAAUUUUAGAUGCUGAUGGUAUUUGCUCUCCAGGUGAAAAAGUAGAAAACAAGCAAGUACUUGUGAAUAAGUCAAUGCCCACGGUGACCCAAACCCCUUUGGAAGGGAGCAGCGCAUCUCAGCAAUCUCAGUAUAAAGAUGUGCCAGUAAUUUACAAAGGUGCAACUGAUUCGUACAUUGAAAAGGUCAUGAUAUCUUCCAAUGCAGAAGAUGCUUUUUUAAUCAAAAUAUUGCUAAGGCAAACCAGGCGCCCAGAAAUUGGAGACAAGUUUAGCAGUCGUCAUGGACAAAAAGGAGUCUGUGGACUGAUUGUACCUCAGGAAGACAUGCCAUUUUGUGAUUCAGGAAUCUGCCCUGAUAUCAUUAUGAAUCCCCAUGGCUUCCCAUCACGUAUGACGGUGGGAAAACUUAUUGAACUUCUGGCAGGUAAAGCUGGAGUCCUAGAUGGCAGAUUUCAUUAUGGAACGGCAUUCGGUGGCAGUAAAGUUAAAGAUGUAUGUGAAGAUCUUGUUCGUUAUGGCUAUAACUAUUUGGGGAAGGAUUAUGUAACAUCUGGCAUCACAGGGGAACCCUUAGAAGCCUAUAUCUAUUUUGGCCCUGUAUAUUAUCAGAAACUGAAGCACAUGGUGCUGGAUAAGAUGCAUGCAAGAGCUAGAGGACCCAGAGCAGUUCUUACCAGGCAGCCCACUGAAGGCCGAUCCCGUGAUGGGGGACUGCGUCUGGGAGAAAUGGAAAGAGACUGCUUGAUAGGUUAUGGAGCCAGCAUGCUCUUAUUGGAGAGGCUUAUGAUUUCAAGUGACGCAUUUGAAGUAGAUGUAUGCGGUCAGUGUGGAUUACUGGGCUACUCUGGCUGGUGCCAUUACUGCAAAUCUUCAUGCCAUGUCUCCUCUCUGCGUAUACCAUAUGCAUGUAAGCUUCUCUUCCAAGAACUUCAAUCUAUGAACAUUAUACCCAGAUUAAAAUUGGCCAAGUACAAUGAAUAAACAAACGACAAGCAAAGAAAGAAGAAGCAGGCGGAAGUGUAAUCCGAACAAGUUUAAGUGGAAGUGCUAAACCACAUAGGCCACAAGUUCUUCUUGGUUUUCUUUUCCCUCUUUGGCUGGGAAACAGUCCUCAAGAGAAUGUUAGAAGCUGUGUUUAUCCGUGACAAACAGCUAGAGGUUUUCUAUAGAAGAUGAAAAAGGAAAUAGAUGCAGCAUCAUGGUAUCCUUUGAAUUGCAUGGAAGCACUACAGAUCAACCAUUUGUAGCAGAACAAGCAACAUAAAUACAAACAUAUAUAAAUAAAUAAACAUUUGGAACAGCAAUACCCUGUUAAAAUAAGUGAAGUUUAAAGGACCAACUUUUGAUAUUUUGGUGACUGAAACGUAGUUUGUAAUAAGUGGAAGUUCUUUUCCCAUACCAAGUAUAGUUUUUUUUUAAUGUU